Molecule: messenger RNA, 2386 nt
Organism: Anolis sagrei ordinatus
Lineage: Eukaryota; Metazoa; Chordata; Lepidosauria; Squamata; Anolidae
Gene: STX4
Product: syntaxin 4
Biological process (GO): intracellular protein transport; exocytosis; synaptic vesicle fusion to presynaptic active zone membrane
Cellular component (GO): endomembrane system; presynaptic active zone membrane; SNARE complex
Molecular function (GO): SNAP receptor activity; SNARE binding
Source: RefSeq, a predicted model, not a curated record
GCGCGCAUGCGCAGUCUUGUGCUCUCCCUUCUAGUUCCAACCCCUCCCCCCUCUCUCCGCUUCCUCACAGAGUUGUGAAAAAAAAAAGAUGAGGGACCGAACGCACGAGCUCAGAGAGAAGGGUGAUGAUUCGGACAGUGAAAAUGCCGAGCUUGAGGCUCUGGUCACACAGCGAGGACCAGGGAAAUCCAAUGACAUUUCGGAUCCUACUGAUGAAUUCUUCCAGAUGACACGUGGCAUUCGUGAAGCCUUAAGGACUCUGGAAAAUAAAGUGAAAGAGUUGGAGAAAAAGCAGGCCACAAUUUUGGCCACUCCGCUCCCAGAAGAUAGCAUGAAACAAAGCCUACAAACACUUCGUGAUGAGAUCAAGGAGUUGUCAAAAGAUAUCCGAGCCCGCUUAAAGAAAAUUGAACCUAAGAAAGAUGAGGAAGAUGAGAACAGAAACUCUGUCAACACCCGCAUGAAGAGAACCCAGCAUGGCAUUCUAUCUCAGCAGUUCUUGGAUCUUAUCAAUAAGUGCAACUCCAUACAAUCUGAGUACCGGGACCGGAAUCUGGAGCGCAUCAAGCGACAGCUACAGAUUACGGACAACAGGGUGGUGUCAGAUGAAGAGCUCGACCAGAUGCUGGAGAGUGGCCAGACGGAGGUGUUUGUCUCUAAUAUCAUGAAGGACACACAAGUGACAAAGCAGGCCCUGAAUGAAAUUGAGACGCGGCACAGUGAGAUCCUUAAGCUUGAGCGCAGCAUCCAGGAGCUACAUGAAAUGUUCAUGUACUUGGCCACAGAAGUAGAACUGCAGGGAGAAAUGAUUGACAGAAUAGAGAAGAAUAUCCUUGAUUCGGAGGACUAUGUCAAGAAAGGCCAAGUGCACCUUUUUAAGGCCCAGGAGAACCAGAAGAAAGCUCGCAGGAAGAAGUUCAUGAUUGCCAUCUGUCUGACGAUCACACUAGCUAUCAUCAUCACCAUUGUAGGCGUAUUGAUUGCGGUUGGCUAGAUGGGGCUCGCAGAGUUGUCUCUCCCUUCAUGCUGCAUUGUUGGAGCCUGAUGGCUUCCUCUCUGACUUAAUCUCCAUUCUGGAACUGCAGCCCCCUGAUAGAGAGCAAUUGCACUGAAAGAUGGCUGGUGGAGAUGUCAUUUUCUCUUUUCCAGUCAUGAAACCACAUGCUGCCUGUGGCUGUCUCCUUUCUGUUGGCCACAAAGUCCCUCCCUCCCUUUCCUAUAUCCAGAGCCGCCUGUAACUAAAAAUCUAGAGCAAGGCCUUUGCCGUCUGAGCUUUUGGCCUUCCUAAAUGUGUGGUUAUUUUUGCUGGUUUGUAACAUUAUUGAAUGCUUGUGUAUUCCUCCCCUAAUACAUUCUGUGACUUUUUCAUCUGCAUGAAAAUGGAUAUUUCCUGUUCGGGCCAUUUCAUUUAAAGAUUCCUCUUUUUUUUCUUCCUGUUAAUUCAAGGCUGUUUUUCAUCUUGAGCAAACCCACACCUCCCUUCCUUAUCAUGGUGGCUGUUGUAUUCAAUUUUUUUUUGGUCAAUACUUCAGGCAACUUCUUCUCCUGCUAUAUUUGUAUUGCAUUUCCCUUUCACACGAUAUCACUUUCCACAUGGAAUGUUGAAGGUCUUCACAAGAAAGCAAAGGGCCAGGUGAAUAUCUUUCAGAACUCGGUUGGUGAGAUCUCUACCAUUUUCACCCAGUUAUGAGGAAGGCAGAUGGGAACUGAAUCUGAUUAUUCUCACCCUAUUGCCUUCUUCUAGAGUUUGUUAAUUGGGAUUUUGAAGGAGUCCUUGGCUUCCAUCAAUAGCUCUUAACAGAUGUUUGGUCUGUUGUGAUUGAGACAGUUUUUGCCAAGCUGUAUUGUACUGCCUUUUGGUGUUCUCAUGUCGUAUGUGCCUUAGGAAUUGUAAAUUCUCACCCUUUCAUGAGACUAUUUAUUAUAUCAUGGUCUUCUGGAUCUCUCCCCCUCCCCUUACAAUGAAUGGAUGGAUAUCGCAGUGCCAACCUGGAAAGGAUUCAGACAAAGCUGCAUGAAUUUAAUUGUUCCCUUCUCACAGAACCUGAAUGCAGACUUUGGAUGAGUUGGUUUGAAAGUAGGUCCAAAGGACUAAAUGGAAUUACAGUCUUAAGGGAGGCAGUGAUAUUGAGCUACUUAUGACAUCAGGGUUUUGCCUGUCUGUAGUGCUUAACUGAAUCGGGUAGGAAAAUCAUGGAGGAAAUGGAAACCAGGAGCUUUUGGUCCUGUUCCUGAAAAUCUGAUAUUUUACUAUUUUGAAAAUGACUUGUAUAAAUCAGAGCUUUGAGCAAAGUGUUCCAGUUGCCUUGGAGAUUGAAUGUACUGAAAGCAGCCUGACUCAAAUUAUUUUGUAAUAUAAAAAUAAAAGCACUUUUUAAGAAAAGCA